AGAAGCCGAUGUCUUAUAAUAAGCGUUGUUAUUGUUUUUCUUAUUACAUUGAACUAGAUCAACAUAGUACAUGAUUUCACUUUUAAAUAGCAUGACCGAGAGCGGAAUAGUUUAGAGAGGGACAGUUGAAUCGAUGGAUAUAAGCUGCGAUCAGGAAUGAUGGUGAAUAACACUUCUGAAUACUUGAUUAUGAAGCUAAGGAAAGCUUCACGACUCACAAAUUCCAUGAAUGUAAGGAUAUUUCACACGGAAAGGAGAACAUUCAUUGGAGGCUUAAAUGGACACAUUUUCACAUAGGAAAUUUCUCUACAUACUAAUUACAUUCUGUUAGAGAUUAAUUUUGGGGAGUACACAGAAUUAGUAACCAAUCAUCAUAAUUGCUGAAGUUUAUCUACACUCGUUUACGCAGGUUUUAGUUCGGUUAGGUAAAAGGUAAAAUCAUCAUGUUGAUACCCACACCGCGGAUAGCGUUUUAAUAGACAUUCUGAUUAUUGUUGCCCCAUUCUAUACUAAAACUAGUGUACAUUAUUAUUUCAUUAAUUACUUCUGAACAAGGUGAAUUAAUGUCAAUUGCGAGACCCCAUUAAGUGUUCCGAAAUUUCAAUACAUGAAAUUCGUUUUCGGACAUGAUGACUUACUUGACACGUCAAAAAAAUUAACAUAUGUGUUAUCGUAUCUAUACCUUUUUCUUCAUUUACUUCGUUAUUUUCCGAAAUAUAUUAAAUUGAUGAGACGUAAUGUCAUAUCGGAAGAAAAGUGUACCUGCGAAGGAACUUAAUCUUUUACAGAGAUUAUCCAAGUUACAAAAUACAAAUGCCAAUAAUGCUCCUUUUCAAGCACACAAUGCGUUGGCCCUUUUAAGACAAAUGAAACUUUCACAGAGAGCAACUUUCGAUCAGUUUGUCAAGCAGGCAACAGUGCUCAAUUUUUACGCUGCGCAUGCCGUUCGUGACGCCGUAAAGGAAAAUAGCCCAUUUUAUACCUUGCCUCUCCCACAAUACUUUAUUAGCUCUGAUGAUUCGCCUAACGAUUUUGAACCUCGCAAAUUCUACCAUAGCAGCUCUGUUACGAUUUCAGAUAAAAAGGCUAAAUCUGGGGUAUACUUGCCGCGUUGUGGCCUUACUGGACUAUUUUUUAACCGAGAGGAGGUGAUUGAUAAUUUGCAAGCUGCUGCAUCAGACUUAGGUUUCAGUUCCCCUUUUUGGAUUCGCAGUGAUCAUCCAGCACUUCGUUCUGGAUUUCUGACCGUCAAAGAUGAUAGCGAGGUGAUUUGCAUUAGUUUAACAGCAGAGAUCACUCCUGUGGAGAAUGUAGUACCGUUUAGUGAGAACUUGCUGCAUUCAAGCCUUCGGAAUGGAGCGGAGUUUUUGAGGCCUUCCGCUUCCAUUCCAAGAGGUAUGAAUUCUAUAACAGGUUUUGUAUCCAGAAACCCUUUUAUAUGCUCGCUUCCUCAUCGAGGUCUUUGGUUAUCACGUGAUCAACUCUUGCAACACGGGAUAUCUCUUAGGUCAUCAAAGGAUGCUACUUCCGAUGAUGAGGCCUUUACGCUUGUCGAAACUGAGCAAUGGGAGCUCUAUAAUGCGGACCAGCUCACAGUACCUGGAAGGCUGGGAUUAAAAAGAUGCGUUCCACAUGAUGAAGUUGUGGGAGGCCUAUUCCAGCCGUUUUAA
This is a messenger RNA of Phytomonas sp. EM1, 1670 nucleotides long. NCBI's taxonomy places the organism in Eukaryota, Euglenozoa, Kinetoplastea, Trypanosomatida, Trypanosomatidae. The record is from the annotation of a GenBank genome assembly.